Synchytrium microbalum is the source of this 639-nucleotide messenger RNA. RefSeq lists its product as uncharacterized. Gene Ontology annotation, biological process: DNA-templated transcription. Lineage: Eukaryota; Fungi; Chytridiomycota; Chytridiomycetes; Synchytriales; Synchytriaceae. Bases 1 to 639 code for a protein of 212 amino acids. The transcript is spliced from 7 exons. Gene Ontology annotation, cellular component: RNA polymerase I complex; RNA polymerase II, core complex; RNA polymerase III complex. Gene Ontology annotation, molecular function: DNA binding; DNA-directed RNA polymerase activity. The record is from RefSeq and is a predicted model, not a curated record.
AUGAGUUCAGCAAUGACGCCCGAAGAAGAGGAAGCCUCCAGACUGUACAGGAUCUUCAAGACGCUCCUUGAAAUGGUGUCUGACCGAGGAUAUCAAGUAUCUCAAGCACAAUCAGGUCAAUCAUUAGAAGAAUUCAAACAGAUUUAUUGUCCAAAUGGCAAACCAGAUCGUCCAAACAUGUCUUUUAUUGUCAAGUAUCCUGAUGAGAGGGGAGGCGAUGAGUUACUGGUGGUGUUUCAUGAUGAGAAAGUUGGGAAGGAAAUCAUUAAAAUGAUAUUCAAAAGAAUGGAAGAAAUGAGAUACUCUCGAGGCAUCCUUGUCUUUCAGAAAUCACUCACUUCUCAAGCGGCUCAGAUCGUACAAGAAAUGCAACAAACCUACCACCUCGAACUUUUCAAGGAAAACGAACUAUUGGUCAACAUUACACGACACAUUUUGGUACCUGCUCAUGAGGUCAUGAGUGAUGCUGAAAAGAAGCAGUUGCUGCAACGAUAUCGAUUGAAAGAACAACAACUCCCACGAAUCCAACUUGGAGAUCCAAUAGCAAAAUAUUAUGGAUUGAAACGUGGACAGGUUGUGCGUAUUAUUCGGCCUAGUGAGACUGCUGGAAAAUAUGUCACAUAUCGUCUAUGCUGGUAG